This is a messenger RNA of Sardina pilchardus (European sardine), 879 nucleotides long. Its product is annotated as dynactin subunit 6. Gene Ontology annotation, molecular function: dynein complex binding. Bases 97 to 660 code for a protein of 187 amino acids. The transcript has 7 exons. Gene Ontology annotation, biological process: mitotic spindle organization. The record is from RefSeq and is a predicted model, not a curated record. Lineage: Eukaryota; Metazoa; Chordata; Actinopteri; Clupeiformes; Clupeidae. Gene Ontology annotation, cellular component: dynactin complex.
AGAAAUCCAAAGGCGCUUGGUAGACUACUUCCGCGGAGAACUUGCAUUGUGAAAAUACUGCUACACCAAGACAGAAACUGCGCAAACCACAGUAUAAUGUCGCGGCCGCGUGCAAAAAUUGCAGCCGGAGCAGUCGUUUGUGUGGAGAGUGAAAUCAGAGGCGAUGUGACAAUAGGUGCGAGGACUGUGGUGCAUCCCAAGGCACGUAUUAUAGCAGAAGCUGGACCUAUAGUCAUUGGAGAGGGGAACUUGAUUGAGGAGCAGGCCCUCAUCAUCAAUAGCUAUCCUGAAAACAUCAUGCCAGACUCCGAAGAGGUGGAGCCCAAGACGAUGACAAUUGGAAUCAAUAAUGUGUUUGAAGUCGGCUGUGUAUCUCAAGCUCUGAAAAUCGGGGACAACAAUGUCAUUGAAUCUAAAGCUGACGUGGGCCGAAACGUGAUGCUGACCAGCGGCUGCAUCAUCGGCGCCUGUUGCCAGGUGAACACUUGUGAGGUCAUCCCGGAGAACACGGUCAUCUACGGGUCCGGCUGCAUGCGGCGGAUCCAGACGGAGAAGCCACAGCCCCAGACUCUUCAGCUGGACUUCCUGAUGAAGAUCCUACCGAAUUACCACCACCUAAAGAAGACGGUCAAGAGCACAUCCACUCCUGCCAGGAGCUAGCUUUACGUCGUCGUACAGGAUCCCAAAACACGCUAGUCUAAUGAACCCACAUUACAGAACUUAACUUGCACAAAGUAAAACGCAUAUAUCACUGCAUUUUGGUGAUUGCUAUUUAUUUGUAUCUAUAUCGAACGAUUGUUCAUUAACUUUGUUUUGUUUUUUUUGUUUUUAUUUUAUUUUGCUUGAUAUCUUACACAUAUUAAAUCAUUUUUUGUCCCA